Molecule: messenger RNA, 1511 nt
Organism: Rhopilema esculentum
Lineage: Eukaryota; Metazoa; Cnidaria; Scyphozoa; Rhizostomeae; Rhizostomatidae
Product: glucosaminyl-phosphatidylinositol-acyltransferase PIGW
Biological process (GO): GPI anchor biosynthetic process; protein localization to plasma membrane
Cellular component (GO): endoplasmic reticulum; membrane
Molecular function (GO): glucosaminyl-phosphatidylinositol O-acyltransferase activity
Source: RefSeq, a predicted model, not a curated record
AUGGCUGCUGUCUACGACAAAGAGAGCUUCGUGAAGAAUCUCAAUGGAACGUCAGUUUUUGAGAUCAAUGCUAUCGUUUCCACUGCUCCAAUAUGCUGCUUGCUUCACUUUCUGUUCUGCCUCCUAUUCCCCAUUUGGUACAACAAUUUGAGCUGGAUGAAUUCCUUUAUCGUGGACAAUGCUUGGCUGAUUCUCCCAAAUCUUAUGACACUCACAGCAUUAGCAGAUCAUGUCUUCAUUUUCAAUGCAGCCCUUCUGCUUCUUUGUGCAGUUCUUGUGUUUUCAGUCAAAUCAGGUCAGGGCACAAGUUGUCCUUCUCAUCAAAGUACAGCAAAAAUCAUACUCGUAAAGAAGCAGUUUGUCUCAAAUUUCAGGUCGUUCAUGCUUGUUGCUACUGUGCUCUCUAUCUUAGCAGUUGAUUUCAAAAUAUUCCCCAGGCGUUACGCAAAAACUGAACUUUAUGGAACUGGGUUCAUGGAUAUUGGAGUUGGCUCGUUUAUAUUUAGCCAUGCAAUUGUUUCUCAGUUUGCAAAAGGAACUGUCACUUCCAAGAAUGAACACUGCACAAAGGACCUCUUUAAAAAUGCUCUAGGAUGCCUACCACUCUUCUUCUUGGGUGCAUUGAGGCUAAUAAUGGUCAAGUCUAGUGGUUAUCAUCAGCAUGUUACUGAGUAUGGUCUUCACUGGAACUUCUUUUUUACUAUUGCAGUUGUCAAGCUUUUGGCUGGAACAUUUCUUCACAGUCUAACUCCAAAAGCUCUUAAAUUUACAUGGCUUUUUGGAAUCAUCGUUUGUUUGUUUCAUCAAGUAAUGCUAAGCCAGUUUGGCUUAAAGAAAUUAGUUGAAAGUGGAAUGAAUAAUGACGGAAAAAGAAAUAACCUGGUUGAUGCAAACAGAGAAGGAAUUGCUUCAUGUCCAGGCUACAUUGGUUUGUUUCUGUUAUCCUGUCAGUUAGGAAAAGAAAUAUUUCAACAAAGGUCAAAAUUUAGACUCUUGAUGCAUCUUGUGAGUGCUAAUAUAUUGUUGUGGCUGGUGACUGCUUUCUGCAUCAACUUCGUUGAUCCUGUUUCAAGAAAGCUUGCAAAUCUAACUUAUGUCACAUGGAUCAUUUCUGUUAAUGUAUUUUUGCUCAUCUGCUUCUUGGGUGUCGAACUUAUCCAAGACUACGUCAUAAGCAAAAUUGGAACCAAAACCAAACCAAGAGUCGCUCACGUUUACGGACUGUCUCCAAGGCGACCUCUUCAUGAGCAGGAAAGUCAAAGUGCCUCACCUCAGAAAGUACCAGAUAUUGGAAAUCUAAGAGAUCCUGUCCUCGUGAAAGCAAUAAACUCUAAUCAGUUGUUUUAUUUUGUUGUUGGAAAUUUGCUGACAGGAAUUGUCAAUAUGUCGAUGAGAACAAUCCAUGCUGAUAACGUAACGGGCAUGGUCGUUUUGAUUUUGUACGCAACUGUUACUAAUGGCCUAGCGAUACUGCUAUACGCUAAGAAUAUCCAAACUAAAUUCUGGUAAAC